Amphibalanus amphitrite is the source of this 2011-nucleotide messenger RNA. RefSeq names its product putative transcriptional regulator cudA. The record is from RefSeq and is a predicted model, not a curated record. Gene Ontology annotation, cellular component: extracellular matrix. The transcript is spliced from 2 exons. Bases 42 to 779 code for a protein of 245 amino acids. NCBI's taxonomy places the organism in Eukaryota, Metazoa, Arthropoda, Thecostraca, Balanomorpha, Balanidae.
GGCAUCAGUUGACCGCACAGCUCCAGCGGAUACACAACAACAUGAAGGUAUUUGUGAUCGCCUCGCUGCUGUCCGUCGCCCUGGCGGACAACCCGUCUCAGUACGGAGCACCGGCUCAGGCGUUCAACCAGCAGCAGCAGUACCAGCCGCAGCAGCAGCCACAGCAGUACCAGCAGCCACAGCAGCAACAGUACCAGCCGCAGCAGCAGCAGAAGUACCAGCAGCCGAGCCACGACCAGAAGCCCAAAUACGACUACAGCUACGACGUCCGCGGAUACGGAGACUACGAGCCCGUCUUCAACGCCCAGGAGGCGCGUGACGGCUACGCCACCCAGGGAUCUUACUCGGUUGUGCUGCCCGACGGCCGUACCCAGACGGUCAACUACCGUGUGGAUGACGCCUACUCUGGCACCAUUGCCGAUGUUAAAUACGAGGGUGAGGCCCGCUAUCCAACGCACCAGCCUCAGCAGGGCUACCAGGCCCAGAAAAGCUCUCGCCCUCAGCAGAGCUACAAUGAUCUGCAGAACUCUCGCCCUAAGCAGAGCUUCAAGGCUCAGCAGAGCUUCAAGGCUCAGCAGAGCUUCAAGGCUCAGCAGAACUUUCGUCCUCAGCAGAGCUUCAAGGCUCAGCAGAGCGUGAGGCCUCAGCAGAGCUACCAGUUCCAGCAGAGCGCAAGGCCUCAGCCUCGCCCCCAGCAGAGCUACCAGCCUCAGCAGAGCUACCAGUCCCAGCAGAACAUUCGCCCUCAGCAGGGCUACCAAUCUCAGCAGGGCUAUUAGACCCAGCAUGAAGAUUGGUCUCGGACUCGGGUAAAGACAAAAAUCAUCGUAAUAACUCCGUGUUCCAGCAAUCAGAGACCAUGCAGCACCCGCAAUAGAGCUAACAGUAUCAGUAAAACCAGAAAGUCCCAAAUGAUUAUGUGUCACAGUGGCCAAAGUCAGUAGAUUAGGGUCAUGUUUAAUUCUAUGUUGAUUGUGGAUACCUAGGUAGGGUAAGGGCGGGUAAGAGUACGCGGGCGAUAAGAGUACGCAUCAGCUGUUUCGGUUGCUUAGCAACGCGGGUUUGUCGAGUUCAUGAAGUGACAUGAAGCCGCCAGUGCGUGCUUGUCACCAACGGAACGUGGGCGUUGAGCGGCGACGCUGUUGAGUUUAAGGCGAUAAAUAUUAUUUUCGAGCGUUAUGAUAUUAUUAUGGUAUGGUACAAUAAUUUUGAUACUUGGCAGUUGAGAUAAGGUACAUUUCCGUGAUUGUUGUGGGAAACUUGUGAGGUUAUCUGGGGAAAUACUGUGCAGUGCAAUAUUCUGUUUGCGAAGUUUUGCACAACGUUUCGGGGUUGUUUUGUGCGCGAAUUGCAUGUACGGUAAGAGGACGCACUGUUCAGGAGGGUAAGAGUACGCAGAAUUAUACAUUAAAUCGAAUAUACAGAAAUAUAAGAUUAUUAAUCUAUCGCUCAAUGACGUUUGUUUUGUAGGUAUGUCAUCAAUGGAGCACUGUGAUGCAGAUGGGUACCCGAAAUUCUUCCAAAUACGAGUUAUUCUGUCUUUUGAUUGUGCAUUUUUUUAAAGAAACACACGACAUGAUUAUUUCCUGAUUUAUAGACUUGAAAGAUUUAUUUUGUUUUUCUUUUUGGAUACUAGAAUUAACUUAGAUGCCUUCUGAGUUUGAAGUUAAGCAUUUGGACAGUACAAGCUGCAUAGGCGUGUGUUCAUAUGCUUGCGUACUCCACCCGCCUGGCGUGCGUACUCUUACACACCCCAUAUGGUAAGAGUACGCAACUGCAGUGGUUCAAAAAAUGUCAGUUUUAGACCGCUUCCAUUUACGCUGAAGGAUCGUUGCCCCAUGGGUUGAUGGCUAAUUCAAUGAACUUUAAUAUUCCCUAUUUGCCAUUUCUUUCUUUCAAAUAUUAAACAAAUGACAGCAAGAAAUCCACUAAGUGCGUACUCUUAUACGACUUCACCCUAUGUGUGAUUUUGUAUAUUAUCUGUUAUUCUUUUAAUAAAAAACUUGAAGCU